CGGAAUUGUGGGCGACUCGACUAAUGGCGUCGGCGAGUUUUAGGGGCCUAGGGAGCUGGCGCUGAAGCUUUUUGCCAGCUUGGCUGGUGACACCCGGUGUGGCUGGGCCCGCGGCAGCGGAGGGACCUGCCCGCCUUGUGGGCUCCUCGGCCAGAGUCGGCGGAGCCUAGUGGGGCGGGGUGACUGCGGGGACGCCUCCGAGAGAAGCCGGAGGUGUUGCGGAGAGGCUGCUGGGGAACGCUCGAGCAAGCUCCGGGUUCGCAGCCCAGGGCCCCGCGGAGCCCCUGCAGGGACCAAGAAGCGGACUGCGGAAGGGCCAGAGACGCCGGGAGGGAGCUGCCGGUGGCCCCAAGGAGCUGACAGUGCCGGAGCUUGUUUGUACCUCUCCGAAAUUGGUUGGGAUCUUGGAGGAUCAUGUCCGGCACCAGUAGCCCCGAGGCGGUGAAGAAGCUGCUGGAGAAUAUGCAGAGCGACUUGCGUGCCUUGUCACUGGAGUGCAAGAAGAAAUUCCCACCUGUCAAGGAGGCUGCCGAAUCAGGAAUAAUAAAAGUUAAAACAAUAGCUGCGCGAAACACCGAAAUUUUGGCAGCACUGAAAGAGAACAGCUCAGAGGUUGUACAGCCUUUUUUAAUGGGUUGUGGAACCAAGGAACCGAAGAUCACUCAGCUGUGUUUGGCUGCUAUUCAGAGACUCAUGUCACAUGAAGUCGUGUCUGAGACUGCAGCUGGAAAUAUAAUUAACAUGCUUUGGCAGCUAAUGGAAAAUAGUCUUGAAGAACUUAAGCUACUUCAAACAGUUCUUGUUCUUUUAACAACCAAUACCGUAGUUCACGAUGAGGCACUUUCUAAGGCAAUUGUUCUUUGUUUUCGACUACAUUUCACAAAAGAUAAUAUUACAAAUAAUACAGCUGCUGCUACAGUGCGACAAGUUGUUACUGUUGUUUUUGAGAGGAUGGUUGCUGAAGAUGAACGACACAGAGAUAUUGUAGAACAACCAGUACUGGUACAAGGAAAUAGUAACAGAAGAUCUGUCAGUACCCUCAAACCUUGUGCUAAAGAUGCAUAUAUGCUUUUCCAGGAUCUUUGUCAGUUGGUUAAUGCUGAUGCUCCUUAUUGGCUAGUGGGCAUGACAGAAAUGACUCGGACGUUUGGCCUUGAAUUACUUGAGUCAGUCCUGAAUGAUUUUCCACAGGUCUUUUUACAACAUCAAGAAUUUAGUUUUCUCCUCAAAGAAAGGGUAUGUCCCCUUGUGAUAAAGCUCUUUUCUCCAAAUAUAAAGUUCAGACAAGGUUCCAGCACCUCAUCUUCUCCAGCACCAGUUGAAAAACCGUAUUUUCCUAUCUGCAUGCGUUUGCUGAGAGUAGUAUCUGUUCUGAUUAAGCAGUUUUACAGUCUUUUGGUAACUGAAUGUGAGAUAUUUCUGUCACUUCUGGUGAAAUUUCUGGAUGCAGAUAAACCACAGUGGCUACGAGCCGUUGCAGUGGAAUCAAUACACAGAUUUUGUGUGCAGCCUCAACUAUUAAGGUCAUUUUGUCAGUCCUAUGAUAUGAAACAGCAUUCUACUAAGGUUUUUCGUGAUAUUGUAAAUGCACUGGGAUCUUUUAUACAGUCCUUGUUUCUUGUCCCUGCUACUGGAAAUCCUGCUACAAGCAACCAAGCUGGAAACAAUAAUUUAGGUGGCUCAGCCUCAGCACCAGCUAACUCAGGAAUGGUGGGGAUUGGUGGAGGUGUUACUUUGCUACCUGCAUUUGAAUAUAGGGGAACCUGGAUACCUAUUUUAACAAUCACAGUUCAAGGCAGUGCUAAAGCCACCUACUUAGAAAUGUUGGACAAAGUUGAGCCUCCAACUAUCCCUGAAGGUUAUGCCAUGUCUGUGGCAUUCCAUUGUUUGCUAGACCUUGUUCGUGGAAUCACAAGUAUGAUUGAAGGAGAGUUAGGAGAGGUUGAAACAGAAUGUCAGACCACCACCGAAGAAGCUUCUUCACCAACACAGUCGUCAGAGCAGCAGGAUUUACAGUCCGCAUCAGACCAAGUGGAUAAGGAAAUUGUUAGUAGGGCUGUUUGGGAAGAAAUGGUGAAUGCCUGCUGGUGUGGUCUUCUUGCUGCACUCUCACUCCUUCUGGAUGCCAGCACAGAUGAAGCGGCCACUGAGAAUAUUUUAAAAGCUGAACUGACUAUGGCUGCUCUUUGUGGAAGACUGGGCCUUGUAACUUCAAGAGAUGCCUUUAUAACUGCAAUAUGCAAAGGUUCCCUGCCUCCUCAUUAUGCUCUUACUGUAUUAAAUACUACCACUGCAGCUACACUUUCCAACAAAUCAUAUUCUGUUCAGGGCCAAAGUGUUAUGAUGAUAAGUCCAUCAAGUGAAUCUCACCAGCAAGUUGUGGCAGUGGGUCAACCUUUAGCAGUCCAGCCUCAAGGGACAGUAAUGCUGACUUCGAAAAAUAUCCAGUGUAUGAGGACUCUACUUAACUUGGCACAUUGCCAUGGGGCUGUUCUUGGAACAUCAUGGCAACUUGUCUUGGCAACUCUUCAGCAUCUUGUAUGGAUUUUGGGAUUAAAGCCUAGUAGUGGCGGUGCCUUGAAACCUGGGAGAGCUGUAGAAGGACCCAGUACAGUUCUAACAACAGCAGUGAUGACCGAUUUACCAGUGAUUUCCAAUAUACUUUCAAGAUUGUUUGAAAGCUCACAGUAUCUUGAUGACGUAUCACUGCAUCAUUUAAUAAAUGCGCUUUGCUCCUUGUCUCUAGAAGCAAUGGAUAUGGCCUAUGGAAAUAAUAAGGAACCAUCUCUUUUUGCUGUUGCCAAAUUGUUAGAAACUGGUUUAGUUAAUAUGCACCGAAUAGAAAUUCUGUGGAGACCUCUGACUGGCCAUCUACUUGAGAAGGUCUGCCAGCAUCCAAACUCUCGAAUGAGAGAAUGGGGAGCAGAAGCUUUAACUUCCCUUAUUAAAGCAGGAUUAACAUUUAACCAUGAUCCUCCACUUUCACAAAACCAGAGGCUGCAGUUGCUUUUAUUGAACCCACUAAAGGAGAUGUCCAAUAUUAAUCAUCCGGAUAUUCGACUCAAGCAGUUAGAAUGUGUGUUGCAGAUUCUGCAGAGUCAGGGAGACAGUCUUGGGCCUGGAUGGCCAUUAGUGCUUGGAGUCAUGGGAGCAAUCAGAAAUGAUCAAGGAGAAUCCUUGAUACGAACUGCAUUCCAGUGUCUUCAGUUGGUUGUGACAGAUUUUCUGCCAACAAUGCCUUGUACUUGCCUACAAAUAGUUGUAGAUGUUGCAGGUAGCUUUGGUCUCCAUAACCAAGAACUUAAUAUUAGUUUAACCUCAAUAGGUUUAUUGUGGAAUAUUUCAGAUUAUUUUUUCCAACGAGGGGAAACUAUUGAAAAAGAACUAAAUAAGGAAGAGGCAUUACAGCAAAAGCAGGCAGAAGAGAAAGGAGUUGUUUUAAAUCGGCCAUUCCACCCUGCACCACCAUUUGAUUGCUUGUGGUUAUGUCUUUAUGCAAAACUGGGUGAACUCUGCGUGGAUCCUCGUCCUGCUGUCAGGAAGAGUGCAGGGCAAACUCUGUUUUCUACGAUUGGUGCACAUGGAACUUUAUUACAGCAUUCAACCUGGCACACUGUUAUUUGGAAGGUACUCUUUCAUCUACUGGACAGAGUUCGAGAGUCCUCUACCACUGCAGACAAAGAAAAGAUUGAGUCUGGAGGUGGCAAUAUUCUCAUUCAUCAUUCAAGGGACACAGCAGAAAAGCAAUGGGCUGAGACAUGGGUAUUAACAUUGGCUGGAGUAGCAAGGAUCUUCAACACUAGAAGAUAUUUGCUGCAACCUUUAGGAGAUUUUUCAAGAGCUUGGGAUGUUCUUCUUGACCAUAUACAAUCAGCAGCACUCAGCAAAAACAAUGAAGUGUCUCUGGCCGCUCUGAAAAGCUUCCAGGAAAUUUUACAGAUUGUGUCUCCUGCCAGAGACUUGGAUAAGCCUGAGACACCACCUGUAGUUAAUGUACCUGUGCCUGUUCUUAUAGGGCCCAUAUCAGGCCCUGGUAUGAGCCGGCCAUUUGUAAGAACAGAUUCCAUUGGAGAAAGACUUGGAAGAUAUAGUAGCUCUGAGCCACCCAUUGUUACUGAUGAGCUAGAAGAUUUGAAUCUAUGGUGGGCAGCAUGGAAUACCUGGUAUAGAAUUGGAUCUGAAAGUACUAAGCCUCCUAUUACUUUUGAUAAACUAACUUUUAUUCCUAGCCAGCCUUUUCUUACAGCUUUAAUUCAGAUAUUUCCAGCUCUCUACCAACACAUAAAAACUGGUUUCAACAUGGAUGACUUGCAAAAGUUGGGAGUCAUAUUGCACAGUGCUAUUUCAGUCCCAAUAAGUUCAGAUGCAUCCCCUUUUAUUCUUCCAUCUUAUACCGAAGCAGUUUUGACAAGUUUACAGGAAGCUGUACUUACAGCUUUAGAUGUUCUCCAAAAGGCCAUUUGUGUAGGACCAGAAAACAUGCAGAUAAUGUAUCCAGCUAUAUUUGACCAGUUGUUGGCAUUUGUAGAAUUUUCCUGUAAACCUCCACAGUAUGGACAGCUGGAAACAAAGCACAUUGCAAAUGCAAAAUAUAAUCAGAUCCAACUAUUUGCACCGGCGGAAUGGGUAGCCUUGAAUUAUGUGCCGUUUGCGGAAAGAUCUUUAGAAGUAGUUGUGGAUUUAUACCAAAAAACAGCGUGUCACAAAGCAGUGGUGAAUGAGAAAGUGCUCCAGAAUAUUAUUAAGACUCUUAGGGUUCCUCUCAGUUUGAAGUAUUCCUGCCCUUCUGAAAGCACAUGGAAACUGGCAGUAUCCUCUCUUCUCAAGGUUCUUUCUAUUGGACUACCUGUUGCCCGGCAGCAUGCUUCUUCUGGAAAAUUUGACAGUAUGUGGCCAGAACUAGCCAAUACUUUUGAAGAUUUUCUCUUUACUAAAAGCAUACCUCCAGAUAAUCUCUCUAUUCAAGAGUUUCAAAGAAAUGAAAAUAUUGAUGUUGAGGUAGUUCAACUUAUCAGCACUGAGAUACUACCUUAUGCCAAUUUUAUUCCUAAGGAAUUUGUUGGUCAGAUAAUGACAAUGCUUAACAAGGGCUCAAUACAUUCUCAGUCAUCUUCAUUUACAGAAGCAGAGAUUGAUAUUCGUUUGAGAGAAGAAUUUUCUAAAAUGUGUUUCGAAACAUUGCUUCAGUUUUCCUUCAGUAAUAAAGUCACAACACCUCAAGAAGGCUACAUCUCACGAAUGGCACUCUCAGUUCUUUUAAAGAGGUCCCAAGAUGUACUACGUCGCUAUAUAGAGGAUGAAAGAUUAAGCGGUAAAUGCCCUCUUCCAAGGCAACAAGUAACAGAAAUUAUAUUUGUUUUAAAAGCAGUCAGUACUCUUAUUGAUUCACUUAAGAAAACUCAGCCUGAGAAUGUUGAUGGAAAUACCUGGGCACAAGUAAUUGCCUUAUACCCAACUUUAGUAGAAUGCAUCACCUGCUCUUCUUCAGAAGUCUGCUCUGCACUUAAAGAAGCACUAGUUCCCUUUAAGGAUUUCAUGCAACCACCAGCAUCCAGAGUUCAAAAUGGAGAAUCUUGACCAGCUACAGUAUAUUUGAAAGAAGAAAGAUAUUCUAAAAAAUGUUUGUUCCUAACUGAAUCUUCUGUGGGAAGGACAUUUCUUACUACAAAUAAUUCUUGGCAGCUGUUGUUGGCCUCCUUUAGAUUCUACGUACCUAAGUUCAGUAAUUCAUAUUACAAGCUUGCACAUCAACAAAGGCCCCUGAAUGAGUAGCAGUGCAAGCCUUUAAUAAAUUAAACUGAUGGGAUGGAUAAUUAAUACUAUAGUAUACAUGCUACUAUAUCUCCAGUUGGUGAUUUAAAGUGAGCUUAUGUACAGUUUGUGGUGUAUCUGUUAAUGAUGUACUUUUUAAAAAGAAAGAAGAGAUACUUCAGUCAGAUUUAUUAGGCUGGUGUUUUUGCAACCUUUUUCAAGUACAAAAUCGUACUAGAAUUUUAUGCAAGAUGGUACUGUAACAUUCCAUAUUAUCUAUAACCAGCCUUUAUUAACAAAGGGAACUGAUAUACUUGUGUGUAUAAUAAAUGGUACAGUUCUGUAUAAAAUAGUUGCAUUUAUUUAAAUUUUAAAAGUAUCGAUAAUGUUAAAUGCUUAAAGCUCUAUUUAUUAUUAAUACAAAAUUGUUUGCUUAUGUUUUCACUUAUAAUUUGCCUUCUUAUGUGGCAGAUAAGCUCACUAUAUGAUCAUGCAGUUAGCCUCAUGCUUGUAUAUUAGUGACCAUUAAACAUCUGACCAGUAAGGUCAUGUGAACACAGCAGCAAAUAGUUUAUGAUUUGCUGAUUUUGCAACUUCAAAAUAUAGGUUAUUAAUACAUUGAUAUAUAUUGUAGCACUUUGACUUCAUCAUACCUCAUUUCUUUAAACAGCUCUCCAAGCUUUCACUGAAGUCUGUCUGAUUUUUAUAUUUGCUGUCUGAAUUUUAAAGACUUUUCAUAUUUUAUAUUUCUACUGAUUUUGUUUCCCCUGACAACAUUUGUCACUGUCUUUGAAUUAUGACCCAGGCAAGAUGAUUUCAGAUUUUCUAAAAUUUUGCCUGUGAGGUUUUGUUCAUUUCAGUGCUUCAUUUUGUAAUGUCUUCUCAAGAAGAAAAAUACCUAUGUUAACUCACAAGUAUAAAAUAUGUGUGUAUUAUAAAACAAUGAAAAGUGUAUUUUUGGAGAUAGUCAAGCAUUUAAAAGUGCAGUGAACUUGCUGUCAUGGAGUAAAAUGCUAAUUAUGUUUCACUUCCUAUCCUAGUGAAAAAGAAAAGUGCUCUUGAGUACAAUACCUUAAUUAUUUCUUAAAAUACUGACUUUGACCUAGCUCACUGUAUUUUUUAUUUAAUGGAUUAUAAUAUUUUUCUUCUGAGUUAAAUUGUCAUAAUUUAUGUGAAGACACAAAGAUGUUUAAAACAAUGAUUAUUCAUAAGAAA
Molecule: messenger RNA, 6966 nt
Organism: Saimiri boliviensis boliviensis (Bolivian squirrel monkey)
Lineage: Eukaryota; Metazoa; Chordata; Mammalia; Primates; Cebidae
Source: RefSeq, a predicted model, not a curated record